GAUGUGCCCAUUAAUUAUACAUGUAAUGGGCAGCUGCCCCUGAACUGUAGGCUUGGAACUGGGUCGGUGUUUGUUUUUUUCUAACCCCUAUAGAAGAAAAAAGGUGACUGAAAAUAAUGGCUGACCACGAGGAGGCAGAGUUGUCCGAAUCCCUUCAGAAGGAGGAGGAGUUUUCCAGUGAGCUAGAGGAGCCGAACUACAAAUCUAAAAGUCUGCCGAUAUUAAAUGAAGGUGCUCCCCAAGAGGAAACCUUACUGUCUAGCUCUGCGCGGAUGUCCAUAACGGCGGAAGAGAGCGCAGAGUUUAUCCAGCUCCCGACUAAGAAUGAGUCUUUUCAGACUGAGUCCCCUACGAGAACGAACUACAUGCCCAACCCUGGGAAGUCGGCACUCAACAGGCCGAGCUCCUACAUGGAGAACACAGAGAUUCGUAGGAGUAAAAACAUGGCUAGGAGGAAGGCGCCAGGGUUUUUUGCUUCCAAGGUGGCGCGGUUUCGUCUGCCUAGCAGGAAGUACCUGUCCGUUCUCAUACAAGACUCUCGCUGCUUCCUGUUCUGCAUGUGCUACCUGACGUUCAUCCAAUCGCUCAUGGUGUCGGGCUACCUGAGCAGCGUCAUCACCACCAUAGAGAAGAGGUACAGCCUGAGGAGCUCCGAAUCCGGCCUCCUGGUCAGCUGUUUCGACAUCGGGAGCCUCCUGGUGGUCGUCUUCAUCAGCUACUUUGGCGGGCGGGGUCAGAGGCCUCGCUGGUUGGCGGUGGGAGGGGUUUUCAUUGCCGUUGGUGCCGCCCUCUUCUCCUUACCUCACUUCAUCUCCCCGCCCUACCAAAUCCAGGAGGUCAACUCAUCCUCGGGCAACGAGGGCCUGUGCAUGAACAGCAACGCCAGCGGCAGGGACCGCGUCGACAUCACCUCCUGCCCCCGAGACCAGGAGGGCAACGAGCACAACCUGUACGUGGCGCUGUUCGUCAUCGCUCAGAUCCUGGUGGGCAUGGGAUCCACGCCCAUCUACACCCUGGGACCCACCUACCUGGACGACAACGUCAAGAAGGAGAACGCCUCACUGUAUUUAGGCCAGAACGAGUUGUGCAGCUUUAUUCUGGACUAA
Molecule: messenger RNA, 1106 nt
Organism: Scomber japonicus (chub mackerel)
Lineage: Eukaryota; Metazoa; Chordata; Actinopteri; Scombriformes; Scombridae
Product: solute carrier organic anion transporter family member 5A1-like
Exons: 2
Coding region: 117-1106 (329 amino acids)
Biological process (GO): sodium-independent organic anion transport; transmembrane transport
Cellular component (GO): membrane
Source: RefSeq, a predicted model, not a curated record